Messenger RNA from Lactuca virosa, 1717 nucleotides. The record is from the annotation of a GenBank genome assembly. Lineage: Eukaryota; Viridiplantae; Streptophyta; Magnoliopsida; Asterales; Asteraceae.
ACACAAUUUAUUUAUUUUCUAAAAAAAAACCUGUAGGAAAGAUUUAAAGGUAUGCAAUCGAGUCGGGAGUCGUGAAAGGGAAUCUGUUGUCCGAAUUCAGCAGCUCGAAAAGGCUUUUCCCUGUUCAUGUUCUUUUAGCUUGCACUAUCGAUGAUGAAGCACAUGAAGCCGCUGAGUUUGUACCAGGUGUUGCUGAAGCCGCCUGCUGUAGGACGAGGGCGAUUGCUUGGUUUAGAUGUUGGUGAUAAGUAUGUUGGCCUGGCGGUUUCAGAUUUUAACAAUAAAGUUGCUUCACCUUUGAGUGUCCUGGUUAGGAAGAAAAGCAAUAUUGGUUUGAUGGCUAUUGAUUUUGAAUUUCUGAUAUCAAAACUGUCUUUGUCAGCUUUUAUUGUUGGGUGCCCAUAUGAUAGACAAAGAAACUGCCCAGAAGCUACCCAAGUGAAAAUAUUUAUUGACGGCCUUUGUAAAACGGGAAAACUUGAAGGUGUUCGAUAUACAUUUUGGGACGAGUGCUUCACGUCAAAGAAUGUGGAUCUAUUGUUGGAGCCACUGAAAUUCUCCACAGUGGAAGCGAAAACAAUAAACGACAAAUUUGCUGCUGUUGGAAUACUGCAGGGAUAUCUGGAUUAUGUUAACAGGAUUGUGGAGACAGAGGAAAGCCAAUAAACAUCCCUAUCCCUCUCUCUUGUGGACAAUCACUAUGAUGUUUUAAUAUUUAAUGCAAAUCCUACAAUGUGGGUUGCAUUUCAACUUUGAAAUGUAAUGUCAUUAGUGUAGUUAUAGUUUAGAUCAUACUAGUAGCUUUGUGUGGUCUGAUUAUUGUAGUUCAUCUUCAACAAUUAUGUAUAGGUAGAUAUCUCAAGGCAUAUGGAAGGUCUUAUUUAAUUAAUUAAUUUGAACGUAUGAAGUUUAUUGUGGGUCUCUUUUGUAUUUUGAUAAAAGCUACUGAAGUAAACGAACUAUUAAUUGCAUUUUCAUAUAACUUCGUGGAAAAUACCAAAAUGACCAUGGGUAAUUAUUGUCUUAAUGUCUCUCCGUCUCUCUCCUAACAGGCAGCUGAAAGGACAAAACGUGGAAAACGAAAAGCCUCUCUCUUGUUUUAUAAGACGUAUCUCAUGCAUUGAUCACCUUCAGGUUCAUACAAGCUAAAUACAAGUGGUGUUAGCAGUGAUGACCAGGGAUCAAGCGGAUAUGGAGGAAUCUUGAGGGACGAAAAUGGGUGCUGGAUCAGAGGGUUUACAGGGUCAUCUUGGAACUGGUUCAAUGUGCAUUGAAGCUGAAUUAUUGGCCAUUUUAAAAGGAGUCGACUUAAUUGAUAGCUUAAGAUUACAAAACACCACAUUGGAAACUGAUUCUUUAGAUGCUUUCAAAGCACUUGAGAAACCUGAUAUGUAUACAAAAACGUCGGUUUGGAUGGCAAAAAUCUUAGAUUGCCUAAAGCUGGUCAAGAAAAACGAAAUUACUGUCAGUUCCAUAACUUCUGAAGAAAACAAGUGUGCAAGGUUUCUUGCACAGCUUGCCAUGGAUGAAGAAGAAGAAGAUGAUGAUGAUUAUGCAGAUGUACUUGAUCCUCCUCCAGGCAUUGAAAGUCUCAUUAUGCCUGAUAAGCCCAAAUUGUCCAAUGAUUAGACUUAGUUAUUUGUUGGUUAAAUGGUAUUUUUUUUUCUUCUGGGAAGAUGUUAUGUGUAAUGUGUUUUGAUUCUCAUGAAAUCUGGAU